AUGGGUAAAUCAACUUGGUUGCCAUCUGGUCAGAAACUCGUACCCCUAGAGCUUUCCUACGCUGCUUUGACGGACCUUUUGAUGACGAGAUCACAGGAUUUUGCACCCGUUCGAUUCGACACGUACGUGAACGGCACGGAUUGGAUACUUAAUAAUUGGAGCAUACCGGUAUCAACAAUGCUGACACAGUUUCAUACCAGUAAUGAAUCAGUACUGAUUGCUAUUCAACUCGAUGAUGUCCUGGAUGUGACCGUCUCACAGUUACGGAUUCAAGCUGAUGAGAAAUCAAAAGACGUGGACGUAUCACUUGUCUUUAAUACGAAUGCAGUAGCUGGUAUGAAAGAACUUGUUGAGAUUCAUGUGAGUGGUAUGAAGACAACGUUUGAAGAUGGAUGGCUGCGUCAGGGUGUGAAGUUAAAUCAAUUGAUGUUUGAUGAAACGACAGUGAAGAAAUUAGAGCUUGAGACGGCAGUGACAAUUCAGCACGUCGUGAUCCGUCAUAGUAAUCUAUCAUUUCCUACGGCAGUACUAGGACUGGAGACUCGUGUUGCGACAUUAAUAUUGGAGCAUAAUACGAUUGCCGGACCUAUUGUGUUGACGGAAAGUGAGUACGUGCAGCUGUCGCGCAUCUCGGACUUUCGAGCGACUGCGAAUACUAUUGAUACGCCAGAUGAUGGAUCGGCGUUGUGUAUUAAAACAAGAACGAUCCGUGAUUUGGGAAUUUGUAUUGUCGACGACGUGCAAAGUACUGAUGCGUCUUGCAGCGACGGGAGCGAUGGUAGUGUCGAACAAACUACUGGGCCUCUUGAAACUCUGUCGGCUAGCACGUCAAGCAAUCGAGGGGUGUCGUCAAUUAUCGUUAUUGUGCUGUCGAGCACGUGCACGUUGGUUCUGGUAGUAGUUGUGUCUUUCUUCCGUCGGUUCAAGAGAAAAGCGAGCAAAUUGGCCGAUGGGCGGCUGACCUCUUCCAAUCGUGAACACGGCUUGCUUGCUGGUCAACAAGGUGAGACUGAAAGAUCAGAGGUUACAGUAACAGGUGUCACGAAAAUUUUGGCAGAUAUGGAUCUCGGCAAGAACCAGGUCAUGCUGUACAAAAAAUUAGGAGUACAAGGUCUGUGGCUUGGCGAGUAUAAGGACACUAAGGUUGUUGCACUAAAGUUUGCACCUCGAGACUUGAAAAUGUCUACCAAGGAACUGAAUGCGAUCCGGAUGUCGUAUGUCCCGCUUCGGCAUGAUAAUGUCGUAUACUUCUUGGGGUCCAGCUGGACGGAUUGUGCAGAGGCUCUUAUCGUGGUGGAGCAUAUGUCGAUGGGCAGUUUGAGAUUGGUAUUGGCAGAUGAGAAAAUCGAUCUCGCAUGGCCUACGCGGCUUCAGAUGAGUAAAAAUAUUUGCAGCGGAUUGAGUUUCGUUCGCUCGAUGAAGCGAGUCAAAUUGUCUCGAAAUCUAACGGCUAAGAGCGUGCUUCUUAACGCGCAGUUUGUUUGCAAGAUGGAUAUUUUCGACUACGCUUUGAGUCUACGGACAGAUUUAGUACCUGUCCGGUCAUAUGGCGACGGAGAGAUAGCAUCUCGAGCACCUGAAUUGCUCAAAGGUGAUAAGAUUACUGCAGCCGCUGAAGUAUACGCGCUUGGUAUUAUUUUCUGCGAGAUUUCGUUGCGGAGCAAACUGUUUCAGCGUGUUUUCGAGGAGCGCGGGCCCACUAUGGGAGAUAUUUGUAUUGCAACCGAGGUGGUUGCGCAGCGAUUGAAACCAUUGCCUGCACAAGAUGCUCCUGCUGAUUUCAAAAAGUUGGCUUUACGAUGUAUCAGCUACGAGCCGUCACAACGGCCGGCGUUGAGCGAGGUUUUGAGAUCAAUUUCAAGGUAA
Messenger RNA from Peronospora belbahrii, 1866 nucleotides. Lineage: Eukaryota; Oomycota; Peronosporomycetes; Peronosporales; Peronosporaceae. The record is from the annotation of a GenBank genome assembly.